CUUCUUCUUCUUCUUCUUCUUCUUCUUCCUCUCUCCCUCUCUGAAGCUGAGGAGAUUGGAGGUGUUCACCUUCUCUCUCUCUCUCUCUCUCUCUCUCUCUCUCUCUCUCUCUCUCUCACAUCAGUCUCCUUCAAACUUGAGGUAGUUUGGUCUCUCUUUAUCCAUUUCUUCCUCAAUCAACUCCCUACCCCUCAUCACUGUGCCCUACAAGUUGCAUAAAUUAGAUGCAGUAGCUUGGUCUCUUCCCAGAAGCUCGCGCUCUCUCUCUCUCUCUCGCUCUCUACAGCGCCUCACAUCUCAAGCUUUCAGCGGGAGAUGUCCUAACAAGGCCCAUAAAAUGGUAGUACCAUCUCUCAUAUAGGAAUCCUGAGUACUCUACAAGCCAAAGGCCUGCAUGAUCUCUAGAUCUCAAGUCCUUAUCUGUGAAGUACCAUGGUCUGAUCCAGACAUGGAGGGCGAACCUGGCGGAUCACGACGGCCCAACUUCCCUCUCCAGCUCCUCGAGAAGAAGGAAGAAGACUCCUGCUCCAGCUCCGCUUACCCUUCCUUAGCCAUAUCCUCCACCACCGCCGCUGGCGAGAUCGCCGCUGACCGACUGAGGAAGCCGCCGCCCAAGCGGAGCUCCAACAAGGACCGCCACACCAAGGUCGAGGGGCGCGGCCGCCGGAUCCGCAUGCCCGCCCUCUGCGCAGCUCGCGUCUUCCAGCUCACGCGCGAGCUGGGCCACAAGACCGACGGGGAGACCAUCGAGUGGCUGCUCCAGCAGGCCGAGCCCGCGGUGAUCGCGGCCACGGGCACCGGCACCAUCCCCGCCAACUUCACCUCGCUCAACAUCUCCCUCCGCGGCUCCGGCUCCAGCGUGUCCGCUCCCUCCCACCUCCGCGCCGCGAAUUACUUCGGUGGCGUGGCGGCCGCUCACCCCGGCCCGUCCCUUCGGUUCCACAACGAAUGGGAACGUGGCGGCAGCUCUGCUUUCCCCCCGGAGGUCCCGUCGUCCUCCUCCUCCGUGCUUCUCAAUUUCAACUCAUGCAGCAUCGGCCUCGACGCAUCGUCGGAGGCCGACAUCGGGAACAUAAGGAAACGCCGAUGGGAGUCGGAGAUUCAUCAGCAUCAACCAUCGCCAGUGCAGCAUCAGAUGGCAGGCUACAGCCAGGCAAGCCAUGGGCAGAUGCCAGGAACUGUAUGGAUGGUCACAAACCCUAACGCACAAGACAUGGUGGGCAGUAGCAACCAGUCUAUAUGGACAUUCCCUCAAGCAGCAAAUGCCUCCAUGCUUAGAGGAUCCAUGUCCGGCGGUCUGCACUUCAUGAACAUCCCUACGCCCAUGGCUCUUCUGCCAAGCCAGCAGCUUGGGCUGGGUUCCGGCGGCGGCGAGGGGUACACGGGAAUCCCUUCCGCCCUCAACAUGUACCGAUCGUCGCCGAGCAACUCCGAGGCGAUGCAGUCUAUGACCCAACAAUCGCACCGAGACAGCGAGCGCCAUGACACGAUGAGCACCAGCGAUUCGUAGCUCGGCCUCACAACCAUGCAUGCGCUGGUUUUCCCUCUUCUUCUGCUUUAAUCUUUCGAUUUUUGGAUGAUUUUUUACUCUAUUUGUUUUGACUAUAAGCCUACGUCCGUCACUCGCAAUACGAAUGCAAGUCAUUUCUGUGUGUGAAAUGGCAGGUUUUGAUGGUUUCACUACCUUAAUUUGGAUCGACACACAGUGUUGUGAUCCUAUCUUUCAUAACAUGAUCUCUUUUCUUCU
Messenger RNA from Musa acuminata subsp. malaccensis (wild Malaysian banana), 1747 nucleotides. NCBI's taxonomy places the organism in Eukaryota, Viridiplantae, Streptophyta, Magnoliopsida, Zingiberales, Musaceae. The record is from RefSeq and is a predicted model, not a curated record.